GAGGUAUAUGUAAGAAGAGAGAUGGAAUUCAAGAAAUAUUACCUCGACUUAAUGAUGGUACCUUUAUCGUUUAUGAUAUCUAUUAGCUAUCACCUUUGGUUAUGGCAUAAAGUUCGGACUCAACCACUCUCGACUGUUAUUGGUGCAAAUGCUCAUGGACGUCGGUUGUGGGUAUCUACCAUUAUGAAGGAUAACGAAAAGAAAAACAUACUAGCCAUCCAAACAAUUCGUAACACAAUCAUGGGAUCGACUCUAAUGGCCACCACAUCGAUUGUUUUGUGCUGCGGUUUAGCAGCAGUUGUUAGUAGCAGCUAUAGUGUUAAGAAGCCACUUAACGACACUAUUUAUGGGGCUCAAGGACAAUUCAUGGUGGCACUUAAGUACGUCACACUCCUUGUCCUCUUUCUCUUCUCGUUCAUGUGUCACUCUCUAUCUAUCAGAUUCAUAAGCCAAGUGAAUUUCCUAAUUAAUUGUCCGCAAGAUUCGACAUUGACUUCGACAUACGUAUCAGAGCUUUUAGAGAAGAGUUUCACACUUAGCAUGAUCGGAAACCGGCUUUUCUACUCGGCGCUUCCGGUUAUGCUUUGGAUUUUUGGGCCCGUGCUAGUUUUGUUGUGUUCUUCCACCAUGGUGCCCGUGCUAUACAAUCUCGAUUUAUUGUUUGGAGAUUCAAAGAAUGGGAAGAUGGUGAAAUAGCAAACUGUGUUUUUGUUUGUAAGAUUUACUGCCAGCAUUGUUUACGAAACAAUCGAGUAUGUGUUCCCUUUCUUGAACGUAAAACGUAUUUUGUUG
Cynara cardunculus var. scolymus (artichoke) is the source of this 792-nucleotide messenger RNA. RefSeq lists its product as uncharacterized. NCBI's taxonomy places the organism in Eukaryota, Viridiplantae, Streptophyta, Magnoliopsida, Asterales, Asteraceae. The record is from RefSeq and is a predicted model, not a curated record. The transcript is spliced from 2 exons. The coding region runs from base 22 to 696 and encodes 224 amino acids.